This is a messenger RNA of Drosophila serrata, 1458 nucleotides long. RefSeq names its product alpha1,4-galactosyltransferase 1 (gene alpha4GT1). Gene Ontology annotation, biological process: glycosphingolipid biosynthetic process. Gene Ontology annotation, molecular function: alpha-1,4-N-acetylgalactosaminyltransferase activity. The record is from RefSeq and is a predicted model, not a curated record. NCBI's taxonomy places the organism in Eukaryota, Metazoa, Arthropoda, Insecta, Diptera, Drosophilidae.
UUGUUGUGGACUGUGUUUUUGCAAAGCCUGGUAAACAUUUUUUCCGCGAGAAAAAGCGUUCUUAUCAGCAAGAAGUUUACUUCAACAAAAAAACGAUGAUGGAGUAACUGCGGCAAAACAAUCGUCUCGCCAUGAUUCUGCGCGCGCCCAUGUUGGUGGCGCGCUAUCUGCACAAUGGAAGACUACGCCUACUGUUGUUAAUCCUGAUGGCAUUGCUGAUGGGUGGUAUUAUACUUUCGUACCACUGGACAAUCGAGAACCAGCUAUGUUUCAUGGACACAAAAGGAAUGGCGACCCAGUCGCCGGGCGGAGACUUGGAUGUCAGUCUGCUGGAGGAUGUGUUGCUGGCAGAUCCGAAGCCGGUGCCCGGUCGCAGCAUUUUCUUUCACGAGACCAGCUGCCAGCAGACUGAGAACAGGCGGUACAAGCUAAUGGAACUCACCGCCCGCCAGGCCUGCGCAAUCGAGUCCGCGGCGUUGCAUAAUCCGAAUUUCCAGAUCUUUGUCUUGUUCGCCGGUCCCACAUAUAGAAUCUCAAAUGGCGGAAGGAGCAACAAUAGCAAUACGCAGCCAUUGGUUGAAGAUCUAAGCUACAGUAAUGUACAUCUGCGACGACUGAAUCCCUGGAGCUACGCUACCGGAACACUCGAGGAGUGGCUUAAGGACGGAAGCUUGUUCCUGUCAAGCUAUCUGUUCUCGCACAUUUCGGAUUUCCUGCGCUAUCUCACGCUAUAUCGCUACGGCGGUCUCUAUCUAGACAUGGAUGUGGUGGUGCUACGCAGCAUGGAGGAGGUGCCGCCCAAUUAUACAGGGGCUGAGUCCAAUACUCAUUUGGCGGCGGGCGUGAUGAGCCUGGCGGACGGCUUUGGCCAUGAAAUCGCAGAAUCGUGCCUGCGCGACUUUCCUGAAUUUGACGGUAAGGAUUGGGGCAACAACGGACCUGGAGUGAUAACACGUGUGGCCCAGAAAAUCUGCGGCACGAAGAACAUUGAAGUGAUGCAGGAGGAUCACAAGCGUUUGGGCUUUAAGGUAUUCGGGCGUGAUGCCUUCUAUGCCGUACCAUGGAAACAGUGGCGGGACUUCUUCGAGCCCGAAAAGCUGUCGCAGACACUGGCCCUCACCAAGGACUCGUAUGUGGUGCACGUGUGGAACAAGCACUCGAGCAAGCUUAAGAUAAAACGAGACAAAAGCGCCUACGCCAAGUAUGCCGAACAGAAUUGUCCGCGGGCCUAUAAGGCAUCGGGCGAGUAUUUUUAAUAUAACCAUAGUCCAGUGGUAUUAACCCGCUGAUAACCAAAGAAUCAUAAUUGCCCUGGGAACGGCCUUUUAUUAAUAAGGUUGCACACUAAGUUUUGUUGAACUAUACGUGUUUGCUUUUAUUUGCAUUUCUCGCAUUCCAGCGAUAAGCAGCUCACACAAAACGCACACAAUAACACAGCACAGAGUUCUUGAACUCACU